CAGACGACACGUUGGGAUGCUAGCAUCUGUUGGAAGGUUGUAGGUCUCGGAACGGCCUGACAGUAGACACGAAAGGGCUGGAUAUAGGACUAGCAUGUCACUCGGAUAGCAGCCCAGCGCGCGCCUCGAUUCCGAAACUCCCGGCGUGCGCCAUCACCUGUUCGCCGAAAGUAACGCGUCUUCGCCAGGCACCGGGCGAGUCUCCCUCCUCCCCCAUAACUCACCAUGGCGACGACGACACCCGCCGACGGGCCCCCGUAUGCGAUCGCGUCCUCGGCCGCCGGCUCGACGGCCUUCUUCGUGCUCUCGCUGUUCGCCAUCUGCGGCCUCGUGCUGCUCCUGCUGCGAUACUACCUCCCGCUGCGCACCACGCCCGCCCACGUCACCGUGCCCGUGUUCCUCGCCAUCGCACUGCCCGCCAGUAUUGUCGUGCUGCUGCCCAUCGACCUCGCCAGCAGCGCAGGCACCGACACCGAUGGCGCGCGAGGCAUCUGGCUGAGCGACGCCGUCGUGUACAAGUCGUGGCGCAUCGUGUACUGGCUCACGUUUGCGCUCACGUGGGCGAUUCUGCCGCUGCUGGGCGAGUACUGCGACUCCGGAUACCGGGAUCCCAAGGCGAGGGUGCGGUAUGCGCUCAGGAGCAAUGGGCGGUACUGGGCGAUUAUGCUGGGGUGUGGGAUUGUCGGGUCGGUGUAUCUGAUCUGGUAUAACGGAUUCGAAUUGGAUACAUUCAAGUCGCUGGCAAUGGCGUUGGCGUAUACCUGGGGUCUGAUAUUGGGCAUCUAUCUCAUGGGACAUGGGCUAGUGGCAUUCCCGAGGAGCUUGUUUAGAUACGCGAGCAUCACCGGGCGGCUCAAGAAGAUCCAGGGUCACGCCCCGAAGGUGCAUGAGAAGCUGGUUGAGGCGUUGGAGAAGCUCGACCAGUAUGAGCAUCAGGUUGUGCAGCUUAAGCAGCGGAAGAACGGCACCGCAAAGGAGUUUCAGGAGUGGAUCGAUGAGCUGGCAGAGAAGGGCAGUCUGCCGGAGAGUAGGGCUGGCACUGUCGGACGCUCAGGCGCAACGACGAUUCCACCGGUCAUCACGGAACGAUAUCUGGCGGACCUGACACGGAAGCUGAAGAGAGCACGACACGCCAAGAACCGAUUCGAAAAUGAAUGGGACAUCAUCGUCCGCAAAGCCAUUCGCACACAAGACAUCCUCGACUCGAAAGCCAGCCAACGUCUUGAAUUCAAGAACUCGGCCUACCCAACCCCGCAACACUGGCACUCCCGCCUCACCGUCCUCACCCCCUACACCCGCUACCUCCUCCACGUCCACGUCAUCCCCGCACUGACCUACUUCACCUGGGUCAUCACGAUCCUCGCGUCCAUCAGCAUCGUCUGGUCGGAGUGCGUGCGCGAGCUGCAAGAAAUCGGCGGCCACAAGCUGUCCAUCAUCGGCUGGACCGUGGUGCACCGGCAGUCGUCGUCGCGCUCGCAGAUCGGCUUCGGCGGGCAGCUCAUCGCCGCCGCCUGGCUGUGCUACAUGUGCAUCUGCGCCUUCUACUCGCUGACCGAAGUGAAAAUCUGGGGCAACCGCGCGCUCGUCCGGCGCAACACGUACCAGGAGAGCGCCACCUGGUACGGGCUGCAGGUCGCCAAGCUCACCGUCCCGCUGAGCUACAACUUCCUCACCAUGACCGACAAACCCAUCUGGACCCACACCAUGUUCCACCGCUUCCUGGGCCGCCUGAUCGACCUGUCCCCGCUGGGCAAGAACUUCUCCGCGUUUUUCCCCAUCUUCAUCCUGGUCCCCGUGCUCGCGACUGCGUUCGGCUUGUACGCCAAGAUCCGCAGUGUAUGUGGCUUUGCGGAUCUGCUCGACGACGACGAGGACGCCGCGCAGGCCGGGUUCGCCGGCGAAGGCUCGUGGCGCGAGGGCCGCGCCCUGAUCGACCGCGAGAUCCACGGCGCGAGCGGGAACGUCCUGGGGCUGACGAGCCGCGCGGCGGCCGCCCCGGUGUCGGCGCCGGUGCCACGCUACACGGAUAUACCUACUGGCGAGCCGAGCAGCAUCGCGGACACGGUGUCGGAGGCGCCGGCGCCGCGCGCGCGGCCGGAGAGGAGGCGCGUCGUUGAGGAAGAAGAGGACGAGGGUUUUUUCGAGAGCUUUGCGAGUCGCGUGAAGAACACGUUCGAGGCAACCGACUUUUCGUUUUCAAGGCCCGCGUGGAUGGGCGGCGACGACGAGGUGGAUGCCGGGCGGCGGGCGCGGGGGACCGAUUCGAACGAGGGGUUCCUGAGUCUGUUUGGGGGCCGGGCCGAGGAGGGGCGCGUCCGGCUGUAGUGUCGUAUUGUUUUCUUGCAUUGCGCGGCAUGGAAGGAGUUUGGGAUGCGAUUUCGCUUUUGC
This is a messenger RNA of Boeremia exigua, 2388 nucleotides long. Its product is annotated as LMBR1-like membrane protein-domain-containing protein. Gene Ontology annotation, cellular component: membrane. NCBI's taxonomy places the organism in Eukaryota, Fungi, Ascomycota, Dothideomycetes, Pleosporales, Didymellaceae. The transcript has a single exon. The record is from RefSeq and is a predicted model, not a curated record. The coding region runs from base 226 to 2325 and encodes 699 amino acids.